GGUGGCGCAGGGCGGGCUGGGCCUUCCGUGGGACAGGGAUGGGGACCGGGACAGGGGGCGGGAUGUGUCAACCAAAUACCAGCGGGUGAGUCGGCGGCCGAACCAGCCGGGCAGGUCCGGCGGAGUAUAAAAGCAGGAGGGAGCGGCAGGCGGCAGACGCCAGGAGACCAUCCUAGACGGCGGAGCCCGAGCCCAGCAGAGUCCUCCGGCCCUCGCCAGCCCGCGCCCGGUCCGCGCUCCUCCGGCCCACCAUGGCCCGGGGCCCCGGCCUCGCGCUGCCGUCGCCGUCGCUGCUGCCGCUGCUCCUGCUGCUGGGGGCGGUGAUGGGCCACGCGGCCGCGCAGAAUAACUGCACAUGCCCCACCAACAAGAUGACCGUGUGCGACUGGAGCGGCCCGGGCGGCCGCUGCCUGUGCCGCGCGCUCGGCUCGGGCCUGGAGGUCGACUGCUCCACGCUGACGUCCAAGUGCCUCCUGCUCAAGGCCCGCAUGAGCGCCCCCAAGAGCGGCCGCGCGCUGGUGCGGCCGAGCGAGUACGCGCUCUUGGACAACGACGGCCUGUACGACCCCGACUGUGACCACCAGGGCCGCUUCAAGGCGCGCCAGUGCAACCAGACGUCUGUGUGCUGGUGCGUGAACUCGGUGGGCGUGCGCCGCACCGACAAGGGCGACCUGAGCCUGCGCUGCGACGAGCUGGUGCGCACCUACCACAUCCUCAUCGACCUGCGCCACCGCCCGGCCACCCGCGCCUUCAACCACUCGGACCUGGACGCCGAGCUGCGGCGGCUCUUCCGGGAGCGCUACCGGCUGUCCCCCAGGUUCCUAGCGGCCGUGCACUACGAGCACCCCACCAUCCAGAUCGAGCUGCGGCAGAACGCGUCGCAGAAGGCCCCCGGCGAUGUGGACAUCGCCGACGCCGCCUACUACUUCGAGAGGGACGUCAAGGGCGAGUCGCUGUUCCCCGGCCAAGGCGGCCUCGACGUGCGCGUUCGCGGAGAGCCCCUGCUGGUGGAGCGAACGCUCAUCUACUACCUGGACGAGAAGCCGCCCCAGUUCUCCAUGAAGCGCCUCACCGGAGGCCUCAUCGCCGUCAUCGUGGUGGUGGUGGUGGCCCUCGUCGCCGGGGUGGCCGUCCUGGUGAUCACCAACCGGAGGAGGUCGGGGAAGUACAAGAAGGUGGAGAUCAAGGAACUGGGGGAGAUGAGAAAGCAACCGAGCUUGUAGGUACCGGCGGCGCGAGGGUGGGCUGGGGUAUCGGAUUUCGGCGUGGUCCGGGUCCAAGUGAGUCACGCUUCUUGAUUCUUGGCCCCAAGGAGACAUUUCUCCUCCCAUAUUUCUGUCUCCCUCCACCGCCACCAAAUGUAAUAGAUCCUGUUCUCAGGAUCACCUCCCUUUCUGACUUCUGUCUUAAAGGAAGCAUUUCUAAAAUUCCCUUUUGGUCCAACCAAACACCUGACUCGAAGAGUUUAAGGGAACUUUGGCAUAGGGUUAUGUGUUAAGAAUCAAGUGACUACAUGACAAUCCAGCAUCGUUUGAAAGUGACACAAUCGAUGCUGAAGGCUUAAAUGCAUUAGGAUGGGAAACGGCGCUUUUACUGUCUUGGGUUUAAGUUAUUUGAUUAGCUCCACUUGAAUGUGGCCUUCCUGAUGAGUUCGCUAAUUGGGCCCGUGUAGUAGCCUCAUUUACCAUCGUUUGUAUUACCGACCACUUAUGCUUGCCACCGGGAAACAAGCCUAUUCCAGCUGCCUGAACACAUUUCAGAUGUCUUUGAGGACAGACUCUGGCCCAGAAACUCAGCGUCUUUUCUUCAGCUUGCCCUUAUUACAGCGGAUAUUAGUCAUGUUUCUUUUGUAAAAUGUUUGUACAUACGUUGUCUUUGAUAAUACGGUUGUGAUUUUUUUUAAAAAAACACCAAUUUAAUAAAAUGAAAAAGGCACAAACCAGAA
Vicugna pacos (alpaca) is the source of this 1945-nucleotide messenger RNA. RefSeq names its product tumor associated calcium signal transducer 2 (gene TACSTD2). Gene Ontology annotation, biological process: positive regulation of stem cell differentiation. The record is from RefSeq and is a predicted model, not a curated record. Gene Ontology annotation, cellular component: nucleus; membrane. Lineage: Eukaryota; Metazoa; Chordata; Mammalia; Artiodactyla; Camelidae.